CGCCGAACGCGAAUCAGUUGAGUUUCGAGUUUCGCCGAGGCCAGUCACGACACGACACGACGGAGACCUGGAGCCCGCUGGAAGUGUUCGCGCGCGCGUUCGAACCGGAAACACAGCAAGAAUAGCAACAGCAACAACAACAUUAACAGCAAUAUACUAACAACAACAGCAACAGCAACCUAGUACUACGGCAACAGUCUCUCAAGAAAGCCCAUCAACUCAAGCGGCUGGCCGUGCAUCGGAUCAGGUCGAAUCGAGUGUGGGAGCAGCAGCAGCAGAAGUUGGAAGCAGCUGUGGAAACGACGAACCAAGCUUCCCUGCUACAGCUGGAAGGAAGAGAGAAGAAUUUAUGUGAUUUUGGGUUUUAUUUUGCUCGUGCUUUAUGUACAUUGAAUCCCGUCCCGUCCCGUGUCCCCGAUUGCCGUUCAAAGUUUUUUUUUUGGAAAUUCGGUCAAAGAACGAUUGUGAAGGUUGCCCCGUCGCAAAGUUCGUUGAACAUUGCCGUACGGAAACUUGAUCAAGAAUAGGCGCGAGAAGAAAGGUGAACUUCUGCGCUGCAAGUUUUGUUGAACAAGUUUUGUGUGCCGCGACUCAAAGUGUUUGACCUAUAUAUGUGGAAAUCUUCAGCGUUGAAACCAUCGCCGCCAACCAACCGAGUGUAGAAGAGUGUGUUCUCAAAGGGACCGUCAGCUUUAGUGGUAACGUUGGAGUGCAGCAGCAUCAGCUGGAGUUUGAGUAGCAAAAAGCCGGAAGAAGCCGUCCGGUGAACGCAGCCGAUAUUGGUGGUGACCUGCGUCCAAAAAGAACGAAAAGUUAAUCACUGCGUGUCAACAUCCAUCCAGUGCGAUGCUUAUUGAAACAAAUUUCUGACCGGCGACGAAACCGAUAGCAAGUCAGACUGAAAUUGCUGACAGGUUGCGAAAAAGCACGGAAAAGGUCACAGAACAGAGAAACCCGGAGGAACCGUCCCGCGGCGUGGAAUUGGUAAUGCGCGAGCUAGAGUGUCAAGUUUUUAAUUGAAAAAGUCAAUGUGACAAGUCGUCCGCACCGAUCGUAGUGAGUGAGAAGCUCGACAACCGUCGUCGAGAUUUUAACUCCACGUGGGCAGCAGCAGCGUGGGAGGAGGGAAAAAAUCACUUUCGACAGCGACCCGGUGCUGAGUAGUGGGAAAUUUCCAUCACAAAGAAAGCUUCUUGAAGUCUGAAGCGGAAAAGAUAGUGAAGAAAGUUGGCCACAGCUAGGAAAAGCGUUGGGGGCGGUAGUGUGCGGGGGUAGUUUCCGCGAGGGGGCGGUCCUGUUGCCGCAGUGUGCCGCGAACGAAUCAAAGGUGUCCGAUACCGACGAGAGUCCGGCCGGAACGGAUCACCAGCAGGCCACCCGAUGUAGUGAUAAUCGGCCACCGCCAAUCUCGCCGUCGUCGUCGUCGUCGCCGUCACCGAUGGCAGCUAUUGAUUCAGCCUCAUCGUGGCAUGGAGGUGGAAACUGUCGUAACCAAUGUGCCACCCGGAUUGCCGACCUUGCCAGGCACCAACCGCUCGACAUGGACGGGCCAGCACUAGCGCACAACAACAAGCUGCCUCCCGUUGAGAGUGCAACCGUCGUCGUCGUCGAUGAUAGCCUUGGACCGGACGACAGCCUGGACCGGAAGUUCCUAAACAACAACAACUCGCCGAGCAUGAAGUGCUUGCAGUACAUCACUCCGCCACCUGCUGACCCUCCACAACCGCCGGCGCUCCUGUUUGACUACGUGGUCGAGAAGAGUGUCCAACAGCAGCAGCAGCAGCAGCACAAUCUCCUAGAUAGCGAAAUAAAACGACUGGAAAACGUUAGCUUUAAUUGCAAUAGUGACGAGCAGUCCGCGAAUAGUCAAGUAGAUGUUCAAGUAGCACCAACCAAUUCCCCUAGCAUUAAAAGUCGGCCAGUAGAAGAGGAGCAAAAGCAGGAGCAGGUUGGACCGCCGAAAACAGGUACCACCGCCGCGUCGGAACGAUCCGUCAAUUUGAAUGUUACCAAUGCCUCAACUAACCAACCAACCAACAACAGCGACCAACAUACAACGAACCACCUGACGAAUGUACCAGCUAAUAACCCAUUGAAAACCAUCAGUAUUAAUAACCAUUGCAAGUCGUCGUCUACUAACCAUCCCAUCAUCAUCUCACCUGCUCAGAGCAACGACGGAAUGUCCGCGCCUUCCGUAACCAUGUGUGAUACGCGUCAUCCAAACAAAAUUAAGCCACCACCUUUGCCUUCAAUAACCACAACCAUAACCAACGAAAGCCCCGCAACCCAAACCAAACCAACCAACGAAUCGCCAAAAUCCCCGGGAGGAACGUCAUCGUUGGCCGCCGCUGCUGCCGUCGCGAUGGUCGUCACCGCUUCCGCCGCCGCCGCAUCAGCUUCAGCCGCCGCAGCCGCCCAAGCAUGCUCAAGCAAACCACCCAUCCACACUAACACCCCGUACCACCAUCCCCAUCACCCGCCACGUGUCCCGCACGUGUACCACCAUCCCCACAAUCCGACCGCCUCCCACAGCAUCCGGUUCAUGACCCAGCACAUUAAAAUCUUACCCAAAACUCAAUCCCUAGAUCUGGUAGAUAACGACGAUCUGCUGGAGGCCACAAACCGGAGCGAGUCCCAGCUGGACAUCCACUCGGUCGGGUUGGCCGCGGCCGGCGUCGCCUUUCGGGGCCGGGUGCUGCCGAAGCUGCAAACGCUGGACCAAACGCGACCAAUCUAUCCGAACGUGCCGUACAGUCCGUACAACAGCCCGUACGGUAGUCCGCGGAGUGGCCGCCGCCGGACACCGUUGCGCGAGUCCCGCCGGGUGUCCAUCGAGCAGACGGGCAGCUUUCUGCAGCUCAACCAGUACAAACUGCUGGAUCAAAUUGGCCAGGGUUCCUACGGCUUGGUGAAGCUUGCCUACUCGGAGGAGGACUCCACCCACUACGCCAUGAAGAUACUAUCCAAGCGUAAGCUGCUUCGGAAGGCGGGUCUGAUGCGGCGCGGACCGAAGCGAGGCACGUCACCGCUGGAUCGAGUCUACCGUGAAAUCGCUGUUCUGAAGAAGUUGGAUCAUCCCAACGUCGUCAAGCUCGUUGAAGUGUUGGACGAUCCGCUGGAAGACUCGCUAUACCUCGUGUUCGAGCUGGUACAGCACGGCGAAGUCCUCAGCAUUCCGACCGACAGUCCACUGAGUGAGGACCGUGCCUGGAAUGUGUGCCGGGAUGUGAUCCUUGGGGUUGAAUAUCUUCACUAUCAGCGGAUUAUCCACGGUGACUUGAAACCGGCCAACCUGCUGCUGUCUGACUCGAGCAGCGUGAAGGUGGCCGAUUUGGGAGUGUGCAAUGAGUUCCUAGGUGAAGAUGCCGCCAUGAACAAUGGCUCCACGGCGGGCACGCCGGCCUUCCGAUCGCCGGAGACGCUCUUUCCCGGUCAGCACGUGUACAACGGCAAGGCGGCCGACAUCUGGGCCUUGGGGGCCACCCUUUAUUCGCUAGUCCAUGGAAAUGUUCCUUUUAUCGCUACUUCGGUUCCUGGUGUGUACGAGAAGAUAAAAUACGACCCCCUCGAAUUCCCCCCAACGAGCACAAUCUCGCCGGAACUGCGAGACCUGAUCGUGUCGAUGCUGGACAAGGACCCCCAAACACGGAUCACGCUUCCCCAGAUCAAGCAGCACAACUGGAUCACCAAACACGGACUGCAUCCGUUGCCGAGUGAGGAGGAGAACUGUCGCCUGGUGCAGAUCAACGACGAAGAUAUGGACUCCGUGGUGAAGAGCAUUCCCAAGCUGGACACGCUGAUACUGAUCAAGACGAUGCUGAAGAAGCACUCGUUUCAGAAUCCGUUUACGAAGGGAAUUUCGGGGAGGGCACCGCAGGCGGGAGGAUCGAGGAUCGAGAGGUUUAGCCGGUCGGGACGGUCCAAUUCGGCACCGGGGGAUUAUCAUACGUCGGAAAGACAACCCUCGAACGAAUCCUUGCUGCCCUCGGUCACCGAGGGCGUUUCCAGUCCCGGCGGUGGCAGUCCCGAGGAGCAAUCCCCCUAUCGGCAGAUCCCGAGCAUCAUUUCAACACCGUCGCAGGAUUCGACGGCCACCGCCGGACCGGAACCGGAACCGGAACCAGUCCAGCCCGAUCCGACACCGGCAACGGAAGCAGCAACACACACAACGAAUUUACCAAAACGCGCUUACUUAGAAGUUCUGCUAUAGAUUCGAUGCUAGUGAUCCUCCUUACCCCAAGCCCUCUUUUAUUCCUACAUUGUUCCCAAAGAGUUUUAAAACGAAAGCAAUCGGUAAGAAACUACUUUUGGUGGAUAAACCGGCUAAGGAAAACGUUUUUUUUUUUUUUUUUGAAAAUAUUUUUGGUUUUCCUUUUUGUGGGACUUAAUUGAUACGACUUAAUCCGUCUGUUAGCUGAAACAUUGAGAUAAUGUUCAAAAGAGAAGAAAAAUGUUACAAUAGUGUUGUAGAACGUUCUUACUUUUAUAAACAUUAAAUUUUACUCGUACUUAUUGUAAAGCAAACAGAAUUUUGACAGUUUUUUGAAUCUGAUAGUUGAUAUAAAAACCAUACGGAAUAGCUUUGAAAAAAAAAUAACUUUUUAAUACAUUGUUGGCACUGAGAGAAACGAAAAAAAAGAGAGGAGAAUGUACAUAUUUUACAUACGGUUUUUGCUCUUUUUAACAGAUAACAAAUUGUAGUGUUUUUAAACGUAGCAUUUAAAUAACAUACAAUAAUGUAUUGACCAAAAAUUGAAUGUAUAAUUUAGACAAGUCAAACUAACUCGUUCGAUAUUAAUUACGACUCGGCUUGGAAAAGCGAGAUCAUAAAUUCAGAAAUAUUACGCUUUAUCAAUUACAAUUAGAUAUUCAACUAAACAAACUAGUAAGAAAAGUUGAUGAGAAGAAGAUGAUGGGUGAUACAGUAGCUUGUCAUUGACACUGAGUCGGAAGAGGAAAUAAGGAAUUUGAAUUUUGCCAAAAUCGCAUCGCUUGACAAGCUACGGAACAAUUUUUCAAAUCUCGUUUUUUGGAUCUUAUGAAGUUUGACUCACUCUAAAUAUUAAACCUAGGAAUACUGACAGAUCUUUGUACUUCGACGUUUGAAAUAUUUCUACUUAGCGCAAACUAGCAUAUAAAGUUGGCAACUUAGUCCAUAAUGAUAGAUUUCCAACCACAAAAGCUUUAACACAAAGAAAUCGACACCUACAUAUAUUUACUAAUACCAUCGUGAAACUUUGAGUUUUGUGGUUUUUUGAGAAGCACAUAUCGGGACCAUUCAGUUAUUUAGUAUCUAUCUUUCCAAAAGCCUACAAAUAUGCCUUGUUUUUCUCACUAUUUAUGGUGCAUUUAAAAUGUAUCCACUAUACAGAAUACUUCUGAACCAAUAAUCUUUCAAAUAUCUAUAAACAAACUAUUCCUUAGUCACUAGGGUAACUUUAAAACUCACAUUCCAUUAACCUUCCAACGCCUAAGGCUCCAAAAAAGUUGGAACGGUAACUCCAACUCAACGGUUCUCGGGCCUAACUCAACCAAUUAAGAUGAUUCUUCUUUCCAGUGAUUUGUUAGGAUGUCAAGAUGAUUUUAGACCUUUGAAGAACUUAAUUUGAUCAAAUCUGUAAUUUUUGCGAUCAAAAACAUCGUUCCAACUUUUUUUUUCGCGUGUAAAA
Culex quinquefasciatus (southern house mosquito) is the source of this 5669-nucleotide messenger RNA. RefSeq names its product calcium/calmodulin-dependent protein kinase kinase 1. Gene Ontology annotation, cellular component: cytoplasm. The transcript has 9 exons. Gene Ontology annotation, molecular function: calmodulin binding; calcium/calmodulin-dependent protein kinase activity; ATP binding. Gene Ontology annotation, biological process: positive regulation of protein kinase activity; protein phosphorylation; intracellular signal transduction. The coding region runs from base 1439 to 4210 and encodes 923 amino acids. NCBI's taxonomy places the organism in Eukaryota, Metazoa, Arthropoda, Insecta, Diptera, Culicidae. The record is from RefSeq and is a predicted model, not a curated record.